Messenger RNA from Acanthoscelides obtectus, 2413 nucleotides. NCBI's taxonomy places the organism in Eukaryota, Metazoa, Arthropoda, Insecta, Coleoptera, Chrysomelidae. The record is from the annotation of a GenBank genome assembly.
CACCGGUUGAGCAACCGGUGCCACCGGUGGACCAGACAUCCGUCCUUUUAAUUCAACUGGUUGCUGCCAUCACCAUACAAAGCUGUGAACAGGGUCAACCAUAAGCACCGCAUCCAUCAGUGGUGGAAUCAACCAGUGAAUUAAAGAAUUCACCUAUUAUCACACUAGCUUGAACGCAAAAUGCAAAAUGGUAAAUACCAUUUUCAUUUGGUUAUUCGCUUGAAUUUGAUUAAUUAUUUUUGACAUCGGCCUUUCCUCAUUGACAGAUUAUGUGUUCUGUGACGGGGGUUGUCAUUUGUCAUAUUUGAAAAUUCAUACGUUAUAAAAGUCCCUUUAAAAGCCUGACAUUUUUUAUAAUUUGUAAUGUUUAUAACACAAAGCUAUGGUUGAUCAAGUGGAAAUAAGAGAAAUGUUCGAUACAGCUUAUUCAUUAAGCGCAUCAAACGUACAUUACCCAUCAGGUCCUUUACUCCAGAGAAGACAUAGAUAUAAAGUACAUAUUGGUGAUGAAAAUGAAACUCGUGCUAUUUACGGUCCCACAGAAUGCCAUUCACAUUCUCUAAGAAUGAAGUCUGCUUUAUGCUACAAAAAACUACUAAAUAAACGUACACAAAAGGUGGAUCAUGCAACUCUACUUGUAGAUGCUAUAAAAAAUUUAGACAUUAAGUGCUCAACAUAUCCUGAAGAAAAGCAUGUAGCAGAAAUGUUACAGCAUUUAAAAGAAAUGCCCAAAGAAUGGACUCUUGUGCAACUAACACCUAAGUAUAACCCAUUAGAAAACUUUCAAGAAGAUAUAAAUACCUAUUAUACUGAAGCCAUCCAUAUAUCUAUUUUCCACUGUGGGCCUGCUGCUCCAGACCCAUUUCUAGUCACUGCGGGACCUCCUAAAGACCCUGUUAAUGGACAGACGGUAAAAUUAGCAAAUGAAAUGUAUUCUAUUAUAAGAGAUAAUAAGGAGGUUUUAACAUAUGGUUCAAAGAGGAGAAACUUCAGAUCUUUAGCUGAAAAAAGUGAUUAUUUGAGUAAAAGGAGAAGUAUUGAAGAUAGAUUGAAGUUUCUUGUUAAAGACAUGCAAUAUCUCUGGUUAAAGCAGUGGCGAUGUUUAUUUACUGGAAAAUACUGCGAUGAAGCUUUGGAAGAACAAAUAAUCCAUGGUAUUUCUAAUGGGAUUGCUAAUGUGAAAGUUACUGAAAAAGCAAAAGCUAUUUUAACCUGUUUAGUGAAAAAUUUCGUCACCUUGAAAUCAACUGAAGUAAGAGCUGCUAUCCAGUAUUGUUUCCCAGAAGUGACAGAUAAAAGUGUCAUCAAAACAAUAGCUUUGGCAGUUAAAAAACUAAAUGAAGAUAUUGUUGGAUCCUCAGAUGAAUUAAAAAGGAAUCCUAUAAUACUCAUAUUACAUGAGGUAAUACUCAAAAGGGAUUUGGAUGCAUUUCCUUGGGAAAUGAUGGAUGUGUUAAAGGAAAAACCAGUCACAAGAGUGCCUUCACUUAGAUUCCUAUAUAACUUAUACAAGUCUCAUAGAAAUGACAUAGUUGAUGGAUAUAAAAUAAUAAAAUAUUCUAAUAAAGGUUGCUAUGUUGUCAAUCCAGACAAAGACCUAGAUAAUAUGGAAACAAGAAUCAUGUCAUUUUUUAACUACUGGAUGCCAAGCUGGUCUGGAAUUUCAGGUAGUCAGCCAGAAGAUGGGAAGUUCCUAGAGUAUCUAACAUCUGCAGACGUAUUCCUAUAUAGUGGUCACGGAAAUGGUAGCCAUUUGAUGGCGUUAGAACAAGUUCAAAAAUCGAAUAUUAAAGCAGUCGUACUAUUGUUUGGAUGUGGAAGUGUCAGAAAUAACAGGCUUGACCCACAAGUAGAGAUGUUUGCUAGCUACCAUUAUUACCUUAUGGGAAAAUGCCCUUCGGUUGUUGGAAUGUUAUGGGAGGUAACGGAUCUUGAUACAGAUGUCUUAACAACUAAUUUUUUGAGCUAUUGGAUACCGUCAAAAGCCCCAAUUCAUUGGAAAUAUGUUGAUAAAACUGACUGGAACAAGGCAUUGAGUGAUAAAAUGAACUUUCAGAAGGUUACCAAAGGCGCUGGACAAGAAAAAUAUUGGGAACCCGAGUUGUUACGAGCUUUAAACGAAGCAAAGCAUGGUCUUAAAUAUUAUAGUACAAAGGCUGCGUGUGUUGUCAGAGGUAUCCCUGUAAAGAUUCAACUGGUCUCAUAGUAAAUUGUUCUUAGAUAAUUAUUUGUGAAGUUAGGUGCCUAACAAAAAGUGAUGUUGCACAUUUUUUGUAAUUUAUUUAAUAUAGAAGUAUACGUUUUCAAAAUAUAAGUAUAAUUAAUGUAAAGAAACCAGUACAAAUUAAACAUUAUGGAUAUUAGUAGAAAUCUCUGUAAGCAGCUCGCACAUAAAAUUAUAUUCUUCUAUGAG